AAAGACUGGAAAUAAAGACGAUUGAACACUGGAAGGGGAGGACCUGGACACGGGACUGGAGUCAGGGCGAAGAACCGACUUGAACACUCACGCCCUAGUUCGCUCAAAGCGCCUUUUACCUCACAAACUCACGGAGGAUACCUGAGCAACCAAUUUCCUGGGGAAAAUAUUACGAGAAUAAAAUGUUCCGGAAAAACAGAAACAAAACUGGAAAAGUCUGAGUGAAAGUGACGAUAUGUGAAGUUCCAAUCUUUUUAUAGCCUAUUAGAAGCUCGAAUGUAAGCCUGAUUACCAUUUCACUUGGAGCGACGGUCCAGGCAAUGGACACUUUUUUGGAGGAAGCCCUUUCGAUAUCGUCAUAAUUCUGUAUACUGGAAUUGAUCACAAUUGCAAUGAAGGGUCGGUGUUUAUUUACUUGCAUGCUGGUUUACGUGUUCCUGUGGUCGUCCAGUGGUCAAAACUCCGCACCAGAAGCAGUGUUGAACUGCUGUGAGGGUGACGUCCUCUUCCUAUUGGACUCCUCGGGCAGCGUCUCAUCCUAUGACUACUCCCGCAUGCUGGGCUUUUUGUCCGAGCUCCUCCUUCCAUUCUCAUUGGGUGAGGACCAGGUGAGGGUGAGCCUUCUGCAGGUGGGCACCCAACCCCGCCUUGAGUUUGGUUUUGACAGCCACAAUAGCCAAACUGGCCUACAGGGGGCGCUGGGGAACACCAAGCCUCUGAGGGGCGACACCAACACAGAGGAGGCCCUCAGGAUGGCCAAGGACUGGGUGCUGAAGCCCGGGGGUGGUGCGGGGGCCAGGGAAGAACUCCCCAGAGUUCUAGUGUGGCUGACGGAUGGGGUGAAGCCGGGUGAUGUGAUUGGACCAAUGGAGAAGCUGAGAGAGGAGGGCGUGGCCGUUCUGGUGAUCUCCACGGGCCACGGGAACUACCAGGAGCUGCGACAGGUGGUCACCCCUCCUGUGGAGUCACACCUGUACUUUGUGGACAUCGACGAUAUGAGUAUCAUCACGGAGGACCUGAGGGAUGCCAUUAUUGAGAUUCUCCGGGCUGAACGGCUCCAGGUGCGAGACGUGUCCACAGACAGUGCCAUGCUGCAGUGGCGACCGGUUCUGGCCGGUUUGACCGGUUACUAUGAGAUCCGGUUUGGACCGGCUCCCAGUCUAGGAGUGAGCGAAAGAGAAGCAAGGGGGCCUGGGACCAGCCCCAGUACCAGUGGUAGUCAUUACCAACGACUGACCCGGCCAGGGGACUCCAACAUGGCAAGGCUGAUGGACCUGAAACCAGACACCACAUACAUGGCCACACUGACUCCCAAGUCCAACCUACAGGUGCUCAACCCCCUCUCUGUCACCUUCACCACUAAGCCAGAGGUGUUGAGCCCGACUAUGGUGACGGUAUCUGACUCCGGGGCCAAUGGUGUGAGGGUGAGCUGGGGUCCUCUGCAGCCGGAGUCUGUCCAGAGCUUCCAGGUGGAGUACAUGGCCCUGCCGGGGGGGAAGCUCCACAUGACUACUGUGGGCCAAGGGCAGAACUCCACCCUGCUGACUAACCUCCAGCCAGACACCCAGUACCUGGUCACCGUGAGCGCACGGCACUCCUCCGGCCGGGAGAGGGCCAUGUCUGUCAAAGUGUGCACUGAGGAGGUGAGACCGGCUCUUGCAGACCUGCAGCUGACCACGGUGGGCAGUGACUCUGUGCAGGUGGACUGGAAAGCCAGCGUGGACGGCCUCAGGGGCUACUGGCUCACCUGGGAGGGUCAGGGCAUCCACGGCUCUACCCCCGCCCCGCGCUCCUCCCUCUACUUGCCUUCCAACUCACUGUCCACGCGCCUCACACACCUGCCCCCCGCCACCCGAGUGUGUGUGUCACCCGUCUACCGGACGGCACGCGGGGAGGGCCUCUGCUGCAUGGCCCAGUUUCAUUCAGAUGCAUCGGUUUGGGGCCACAGAUCAUAACAUUGCUGAGCUCAACAGGCACUAUGCCAAGGAUGGAGGGAUGAAGGAGAAGAAGAGAUAGAAGAACAAUGCAUCUGAACUUGCAUCCCUCCUUCAGUUCAUUUUCUCCUUUCUGGACAAGACAUAAGGCCUUUGGCUUACAAAGCACAGUCUAAUAGAUACUGAUACGAUAGAUAGAUUGAUAGAUAGAUAGGCUUGCUGUACUAUAAAGAUCUUGCUCUAUUAGUAAGCACCCUAACUGAGUUGGGUUGCUAUCUCCAGCGAUAUAGACAUCUUGAUUUUCACAUUUACUUUACAUUGCCUAAAACCUGUAAUCACACUGUAAACAUGUUUGUUUUAGAUAUAAGAUGUAGAGAGUGGCCAAGCAUAUCAGUGUAGAUCAAGGUCAUUCUGCUUGAUGGUAUUUUGCAUAAUGUAGUUUUAAUCAACAAGACCCACUGGGCACAGACAUGGUGAUUUACUAACUUGAAUUCAACAGAAAAUGUCACCAAGUUGUUGGAUUUAGGUUAAAAGUUGGGUGGGGAAAAACAUGAAAUUCCCUUACAUUGAUAACUUUUAGCAAAUCCAAUCAGUUUUCCACGUUGAUUCAAUAUCAUCUCAUACAUUUUUGAUGUUGUUGAAAUGACAUGGAAACAACAUUGAUUCAACCAGUUUUUACCCAGUGGGGAGGAAUGUAUUUUAACAAAAUUGUCUGGCUUCUACAAUACACAAGGAGCAACCAUGUUUGCAAAAUAAUCUGAAUAUUUCCCAAAGCACCCACUCGUAAUAUUUUAGUAACACUUUUUACAUGUGUGUGCCAACUCACUUUAAUUGAAGGGCAAAUGGACACAGAAUCCUUAAUAACAGAGGAACCCAUCUAAACCAAUGAAAUCUGAUUCUCUACAUGGCUGCACUGAUAAAACCACAGACAAGAUGUUCUACCAGUGAGAUGUUGCAGAUGAUUUUUCGAUAAAGGAUCAAUCUGAUAUUUUCCAGGAUUGUUUUGACACAUCACUACCAAGACUUAUACAUGCAGGACUUACAUUGGAUGAUGUUGUAUAUUCAGUGAUACAGGUUGGCCAUUUACCAACGGUGCAUAGAUCUGCAGAGGAAAUAGAAGAAUUCUUCUACCAAAUUCCUUGGACCGUAUUCAUACUGUAGGUGUAAUGUUUCGACAUCAUUUCAACUUCAAAAAAGCUAAGCGAUGUCGUUCAAUCAAUGUGGAAAACUGAUUGGAUUUGCAAAAAGUCAUCAACGUAAGGAAAUUCUGUCUCUUUUUCACCCAACUUUUAACUUAAAUCCAAUUGACAUGGUGACAUUUUAUGUUGAUUUCACAUUGACUUCAUGUUAGAUGACAACUCAACCAAAUGUAAAUCAAAAAUAGACGUUGAACUGACGUCUGUGCAGUGCGGUGGGUCUGUUAUCAGCUGGUUUCUGCUGCCUCCCUGUGGAAGUUGUACUGAUGCGUUUUAGAUCCUUUUUAGAUGGUUUCAGUGUUGGUUUGUUCAUAUUCAUUACAUUGAGAGUUGUUCAUCACUAUAUUAAAUGACCUAGUUUUACAACAUAGCAGAUUUUCUUUGAGAAUUAUCAUGCAUAUCCAAAGUGAUUACAGGUGUAAUACAAUGUAUUUGUUUGGUCAUUUUUAUUUUCACUCCUAACUAACUGCAUCACAUUUUUUUGCAUUAACAUUAACUGCAUUAACUUCCAGAACUGUCUCAUAGUGCCUAGUAUUGAUGGAUGCUGUUGGGUUGUUGCAGUCACCUCUCACAGUGGUACAUCAGUUAAAGCACAGGGACUGAAUGACUGACCAUUUAUUGAGGAUCAGGAUGCUAAUUAGAGGAAUUAAUUGAGGAAGGGUUGAUAUCAAAAUGGAUUUUAGAAAUGAUGAUGAAUAUGAAACAUUCAUAUCUGAUUUGUGAGGAAAAGCUGGAAAUAGAGGUUGUCAAAGGGUGAGUCUUAUUUCAUGGCCUUCCCCUGUAAGACAUUCUAUGCAUCUCUAACUCUCAUUCUAAUUUUCUCAUCUCCUCACUCUUCUUUGCCAUUUUUAUCUCUGGCCUUAGUUAUCUUUGUUUUCGUUAUUAUUUUGGUUAGGUCAGGGUGUGACAUGGGGGAUUUAUGUGUUUUUCCGUUCUAGGUAGUUUUGUAUGUCUAUGGUUGCCUAGAUUGGUUCUCAAUUAGAGGCAGCUGUCUGUCGUUGUCUCUGAUUGGGAACCAUAUUUAGGCAGCCAUGUUCUUUGGGUAUUUUGUGGGUGAUUGUCUUCUGUCUUUGUGUCAUUGCACCAGAUAGGACUGUUUCGGUUUUCACAUUUGUUGUUUUCGGUCUAAAUUAAACAUGUUGAACACUAA
Messenger RNA from Oncorhynchus keta (chum salmon), 4280 nucleotides. RefSeq names its product von Willebrand factor A domain-containing protein 1-like. Bases 393 to 1955 code for a protein of 520 amino acids. The record is from RefSeq and is a predicted model, not a curated record. NCBI's taxonomy places the organism in Eukaryota, Metazoa, Chordata, Actinopteri, Salmoniformes, Salmonidae. Gene Ontology annotation, molecular function: protein binding. The transcript has 6 exons.